Molecule: messenger RNA, 3570 nt
Organism: Nematocida ausubeli
Lineage: Eukaryota; Fungi; Microsporidia
Exons: 1
Coding region: 1-3570 (1189 amino acids)
Source: RefSeq, a predicted model, not a curated record
AUGGACAAAGGAAAAGAUAAAAAGAGAGAGAAGGUAGUACAGAAAGAAAAGAAAGAAGAAAAGAAAGAAAGAGACAGUAGGAAUACGAAGGAGUAUAGUAGUAGUGAAGGUGAGUAUGAAACUCAUAAGAAUAGUAAAGGUUCAAUGGAUAAGAAGAGUAAAGAUGUUAGGAGUAGUAAGGGUUCAAAGGAUUCAAUGGGUAGUAAAGAAGACAAGAAUUCAAUGGAUAAGAAGAAGAGUAAAGAUGGUAAGAACAAGAGUAGUAAAGAAGACAAGAGUAGUAAGAGUAGUAAAGAAGACAAGGACAGUAAGAAAGACAAGAAAGAUGAAAGUGUGAAAAAAAGUAAAGAUGACAAGAAUAGUAAGAGUAGUAAAGAUGACAAAGACAAAGACAAAGACACAAAGGAUAAGAGUAGUAAAGACAGUAAGGAUAAGAAGGACAGUAAAAGUAGUAAAGAUGAUGAGAAUGUGAAAAAGAGUAGUAAGGAAGACGUAUCUAGUGAUGAUGACACAGCCAGUGAUGAUCAAAGCAAUAAUACAGAGCCAGAAGGUGAAGGUGAAGGUGAAGACAAAGAUAAAGAUAAAGAUAAAGAUAAAGGUGAAGAUGAAGGUGAAAAAACAAAAUCAAGUGAAAAAACAAAAUCAAACGGAAAAAAUGAUAAGACAAAAAAUAUUCCGGAAGAAAGAAAGAUAAUCAGUGAAAAAGAAAUUCAGUUGGAAAAGGUUGAUGGAUCACAUUUAAUUAGUGAGAAGAUCCUGCAAGAUAAUGCGAAUAUCUUAAAGGGAAAGGAGAGUAUGGAAAAUAAUAAGAAAUCCGUAUAUAUAUCUAUAAGAAAUAAUGUAGAAUCUGGGACAGUUAAGUCAAUCUCAGAGGAUCUUCUGAGGCAUAAGGAUAAAGAAUUUGGAACAUCUCUCUUGGAGAAGUCUAAGAGUAAAUUUCAAGUGGACUUUAAGAAACUUGAAAAAGAGAAAAAAGAAAGUAGUAAGAGUGAGAGUCUUAAGAGAGUAUCUAGGGCAGAACAAAUUGUAGAAAGAAUAUCUUUAUAUUACAGCAGGAACAAAGACUUUACUACAAAGGUAGAUACUUUGGUUAAGACUGUUAGGAAACUUAGUACUGAAACUAUUCAGAAAAUAUUCUUGAAUAUUCUUCAUAAAUCAGAUAGUCCUUAUGUUGUACUGUAUGUUCUAUCUAGGUUAAAGGAUGGUCCUGUCUUUCUAUCAGAUGAGUGCAUUGUGGAAUUAUCACUUUUUGUCAGGUCUUGUAGAUCGAUCUACUUGGAGACAAUCCCUUAUACUGAAAUUAUCAAAAAUCUGUUUGAAAAGUGCAUUUUACCUGAUGUAACUGUAGAACACUCUUAUGAUUUACUCUCUCAGAUAGAACAAACAGAAGGUACACGUGAUCUUUUGAUUGAAUUAUUUGGAAGAGUCCAUAUUGUGAACUACUACAAGGAGGUUACUGCUGGAUUAUUCACUAGAAAUAUACAGAGAAGUGUUCUUUACACUAUAAUGCACACAAUCAAUGAUAAAACCCUGGUGGAAACUAGUUUAUCACCUGUAUUUAAACGACUAGAUAAAAAUAUAACUGAAAAUACAGUUGAAAAAAAUACAGUUAUAUUUUCACGUGGUAUCUGGGCAUUCCUGCAUAUGCAUAUGGAUGGAUUUAAUGAAAGAUUUGAUGAUACCAUAAAGUACAUUAGAUAUUUCUGUACUGCAUUCACAAAUACUUCUUGUGAAUUCUUGUCAGCUGAUGAUGUCCUUGAGAUUAUCGAUACAAUUGAAAUUCUUGCAAAUUCUGUUAUCAACAGAACAAUUCACUCAGGUGAAAAAAGCAAAAAAAAUCACCAAAAAAAAUUAAAAAAUUAUGUGGAAAAGAAGGUAAUUAAGAAGAAAACUAAGGCAAGUAUUAUCCCAGAGAUGGAAGAUGUUGAAUACUCAGAGGACUCUGACUCUGAUGAAAGUGCACAAGAGAGUGAUGAAACAGAAAAAAGUGAAGAUUCUCACCCAGAGACUAAUGAAAGACUUAAUAAUGUGAAAAUAACCCAAGAGUCACUCUUAAUAUUCACUACAAUGUUGAACAAGGAAUACAAGACUGUAUAUGAGAAGGUAAAAGAAGCAAUUAAAUGGAAGAAAAGACCAACAUACGAUACAUUACUAUAUGCAAUGGCACAUAUAAAACUACUUCAUCUGUUGCUUUAUCUGUCAAAAGUAUCUGGUUCUGUUGAAAUCCCUAUUAAUGACCAUUAUUCUCUCUUUUCAAAUAUAAAUAUUCCUGCUUCUUUUGAUGGAAAAAAGUACGAUGGCACUGAAGACCUGGCUGAUAGAAUAUUCUCUGAGAAAUGGAAUUCACUUGGAUUCUUAUUAAAGGAAGGACUAAUUACCUCAAAUGAACUUAAUUUCUCAAAGGAUAUUCUUCGUCAUAAAUCACCACAUCAACUCUUUGAUAAAAUAUCUGCCAGUGCACAUCUACUUACAUUCCCUCCUGUCUCAGUCUUCUUAGAGAAUGGCCAUCUUUACGAUGUGAUAUUCCUUCAGACCCUUCCUAUGUACGUGAGACAUAAGGACUUUCUCUCAACCCUUCAGAAAAUUGUAAGAACAUUCAUAGGGACAGCAGAGAAAGAGGCACUUGCCUUGCUUACAAGACGACUUAUAGAACUAGAUGGAUUAUAUACGGAAAAGGAAUUAAAGAGAGGCAGUAAGAAGCCAAAUGACCCGAAUCAUUAUACUCCUGUGAAGAGUAUUGUAAGAAAUACGAUUGCAUCACUGUUUAUAACGGAAAUUGACCUGUCAUGCACUAGUGGUGUCAGCCUAACAGCAGACAGCAGGAAGACUGACUCGUAUGAUAGGGUGGAUGUACAACUGCAUGAGACAAAAGAGUACAAUCCUGUGACAAAACAAGAAGAAUAUAAGGUUUCUGAGGAAAUUGUCUUUAAAAGAGUUGGGACUGACAUGCAUAAAGAACUAAAGAAUGCAAGAACGUACCAUAAAUCAUCAAAAGAAGGUAAAAAUGUAGAUGAAAAAAGACGAAAAAUGAUUUUUGAUUUUAUUAUCUCAAUAAAAGAUAUGAAAAUAACGGACAGAUUCAUAACUGCCUUGACAAAACUUCCAUCUGCUGCAAGUAUUGAUGAUAAAAUGAAAGUAUUUAUCAUUAGGGUCUUGACAUACGCAAUGGAUAAGGCACUCCUUACAGAUAAAACAAUCGAAAUAAUAAGAGAUUUCUCUAAGAAAGAACUCAAAGAGUCUUCUUCUCAGGUGGUCAUAGAUGCAGCAAAGUACCUUUAUAUAAAGACAAGUGGUGCAUCUAAAAAAAGACAUAAAUCCAGGGUAUUAUCAUAUGAUGAAUUAACACUCUCUUUGCUUCUCUUCAUAAGCUCUAGACUAGGGGACUUAAGCACAAUGAAAGACGGGUUUUUCAAAAUAUGCGCUGACUUAAAGGAGUACCAGAGGAAUGAAUUAUUGCUUCUCUUUAAAGAGGCAGGUGUGCAGAUAUCAGAUAGUCUGGCAGGUACAUCUGAAGUACUUGAAAGAUACAAUGAAUCAAAGAAGACCCUAGCAGGGUUCCCAUCUCUUUAA